AUGUCGAUACGCUCUUUUCAGAACCCGUCAGAAAUCGAUUCCAAAGACUAUUCUUGGAAUACACAGUUAUAUGAAGACCGUUCGGCCACCCCUUCCACAGUAUCAUUAUCCGAGCCGUAUGAUUUAAGCAACAUACAAUUACAUUCAGAAAAUGAAUCUCGAGAAGAUAUUGUAUCACUCGGUCAGGCAUCUGACAACUCUUUGCAGUACAUGUGUUACCGAAUUGUAUAUCAUCACAAAAUCAAGGUCUUCGAUAAACUAUAUGCGGAAGCUACUGACAUAAGGAAAAAGUAUCCUAUGGAAAAUCGACUUGUUCCAAAACCUCCUGUUGUUAAGGAAAUACAAGACCCAUCAAAAAGACUAGGUAUUUAUGGCCCCGACACUCCCUUAACUAAAGAUGUUACGAUUUUGGAUGAAGAUACGUACGCUGUUAUUCUUGAAAGAAUUGAUUUCUAUAUCGAAAAAAUCGUCGAAGUGCCGACCAAUUUGGAACAUAUGGCAGCCUUGAAUUUACAACUACAAACGCAGCCUAUUUGGUGGAUUGAUGAGUUCGCUGAACGAAAUGGUGUCGAAAGCUUGCUAACUUCUUUACGAAAUUUGGGCCAUAUCCCCAAACGCCAUGCAAAUACCGAAGUAGAGGUGCUGCUGAUUCAAUCCCUCUUUCAUUCUUUAAAUAGCGGCGUUGCAAGGAAUCGUCUAUAUUUGUCUGCUAAAUGUGCUGUCCCCGGCUUUAAUGCUAUUGGUGCUUUAGCUGAAUCAAUGUUUUCCAAGAGCCUUAAUGCUCGCCGUAUUUCAACUUUUAUCUUGAAAAUUAUUUGCAGCCGAAAAUUUGAACAUGGCCAGUCAUCUGUCGUCAAGGCCUUGGAAUGGCUCGUUGAACAAGGUGCCUCGAAAACUCGAUUUAGCAGAUGGAUGUCAGCUUUACACGACGUCGUAUCUAAUAUCCAGAGUCAUGCCGAUAACCUUAUAUUACCGAAUAACGAACUUGCCAAUCUACAGGGCACGGACUGCUUGAUCGAUUAUUUGGUGGUUACCUUUAACUUGAUACGUGGUAUCUGUUCAUGUACUGCUGAUCUUCGUUCGAGAUGUAAUAUACGUCGCGAAUUUUUGAGUGCUGGUCUCGGUAAGACAUUAGAAAUUAUGCAACGCUGGAAAAACAUUUCUCUCCGCACCGUUGUUGUCAACCUCUUAAAUGAGCACAAUGGUGAUGCACAAUCUUAUAAAAAGUUUAUGAUCGCGAAUUCCGCAAACGAAGAGAGAUCAGAGAUAGCUUCUUUAAAGUCUGCCAACGUUACUACUGACCGUCAAGUGAAUGAAGAAAAUCCUCAGCAAUCGCAAAUGCUGAACGCAUUUCAAAAAAUUUGUUCUCGUUUAAUAGAUCAUGAUUCUCAAAGUAGUUUCUACAAUUUACUUCAGUCCUUGGGCAACGAAAAAGAUCUAGAAAAAAUUGAAAAGUCCAUGCAUCUUUUGGUGUUUACAUUAAAUGCAAUUGAUGAUUAUAAAUCUGCCCGGGUGGACUCAAAUGUCGGUUUCAAUAUUGUGUCGCAAAGAUUGCUUGAUCGUAUGGGCACAGCUGACGAAUUAUCUGAUUACAAGACGAGACAAAGUGAAUUAGUCUUGGAGAAUAAACGUUUGCAUGACCAGGUAGAUGCAUUGUUGUCGCAGCUUAAUGUUGGCCCUCGUGAUCCUAUGCAAUUUCUGAAAACCCAGCUGAAUGAACUACGCAGGGAAAUAGAUCAAAGAGAGAGGCUCUUGAUUUCAAUGCAACGGGAAUUUGAUGGCCGUUAUAAAGCUCAGUUGUUUGCUUAUAGUAAAUUACAGUCUCAACUAGAGGCUGCCCAAAGUGCGGGAAAUUCAAACUUACAAAAUGCUUAUUCUUCUGGAAAACCGUUGCUUAAAAAGUCCAUUUCACAAGACUCGUUAGACGCAAUGUCAAAAGAUUUUGCAUACAGUGUAGUUUCAAAUUUGGAAGAUUCUGAGCAUUAUAUUACUCCUGAAAAGGACGAAGAAGAAUCGGAAGUGGAAUCGGAGGUCUCUUCUUUAGAAGAAUCAAACGAGGCAACUGCACAAUUUAUAAAUACACCAACAACUACACACGCUGUUGUAGCACCUCCAACGCAGCUUGGUCCUCCCCCUCCUCCCCCUCCUCCGGUUCCUAUAAUGGGAGUUUCGAAGGUAGCUGUACCAUCGGCUGUAAGCUUACCACCUCCACCACCACCUCCUCCUUUUGUAAUUGGUGGCUUAAAUGGCCCUCCUCCACCACCUCCGCCUCCCCCAGGUGUUACACCCGGUGGCAGAUUUGUGGCUUCAGCUCCGGUGCAGCCUUCUUUGGCCGCUACCGAGCAGGCUACUGAAAAAACUGAAGAAGAAUUAAAAGAAGAAGAAGAAAAGGCUAGACAACAAAGAGAGGAAGCAGAAAGAAGAGCAAGAGAAGCUGUAGAGAAGUAUACGAAAAUUCCAAGCUUCAGGGAUUAUUACGAACCUAAACAUCAGCUCAAACGCGUCCAUUGGGAACGUGUUGAACCUCCCUCUGGUCACAAUAUUUUCGUUAAGUUUCCCAUAGAUAUUGAAACGAUUGGAAGAACACUCUUAAAUAGCGGGUGGUUACAGAUUUUAGAUGAGAAGUUUGACAACACUAGAAGAAUUGAAACAAAGACUGUCACUAAAGAAACCUCGCCAAACGCACUCUUAUCUCCAAAUGUAAAGCAACAUUUGGAAAUUGUGUUACGUUCCGUCUCGGAGUUCACACCUGAAGAAUUAGUACGAAUGUUUUUAACCGAUCCUAACUUUCUAUCUCCUGCUAUUCAGUUUUUCCACAAGUCUGGAUUUGCUACUCAAGAGGGACUUCUGGCUCCAUUUGCAUCCUAUUGGACGGACUACAGCAAGCCUGAGGACAAGCGUACACCUCCCAAAGAUAAUGUCCAUCAGCUGGGCUAUUAUGAGAGAUUUUUUGUUUUGUUUAUCGUAAACUUGAGACAUUAUUUUCAACAGCGUAUGUAUGGUUUACGAUUGCGUGAAACUUUCUUACCAGAAAUUGAGAAUAUCGAAGUUCAUGUUAAAAAGGUGGUUGAUGUUUGCAGGUCAAUAUUGGAAGAUAAAUAUUUUUCUGGGUUUUUCCAAGUCUUGCUUAAUCUCGGAAACUAUAUAAAUGAUCCUCUUGAUAAAGCUCGUGCAUUUUCUUUGCCAAUGGUUUAUAGAUUGGAAACAUUGCGAGAUUGUACAUUUUCUAACACUCUUUUGCAUUAUUUCGAAGAUAUCAUUCGUACCCAAUUCCCUGAAUAUGAAAAGUCUGAAACAACGUUUAAAAAAAUACAGUCAAUUUGCUCUUAUGGUAUCGAUGGGCUUGUUUCUGAAAUGGAUUCUGUUUACGAACAGUAUUUGCAUUUUAAAAAUGAAAUUGAAAAGGGUGCAUUAUCGAAGCGUGAAGAACAUCAUCCAGAGGAUAAAGUGAUAGAUGCCAUUUACGAAUGGUACGAAAAGGCCUCAGAAAAAAUUAAGAGUUUUAUGGCCUUAAAACGUGAUUUCUUGAAGCUAACGGAGGAUACUGUUAAGUAUCUAUGUGAAUUUAAAAACGUGGAAGUCGUUCGAAACACCUUUUUGAAAAAUUUGACAUCGUUCUAUAUAAUUUACUGUAACGUUAGAAAUGACAAUGCAAGAAAACGGGAGCGUGAAGCUCAAGCUAGACGAACUGAAGAUUCUAAAAAGCUGAUCAUGGAACGUAAGAAAACGUCAAUAGUUGCCCAGUAUAGGAAGGAAAUUCCGGAAGAGCCGAGUGGAUCUGCUUCGAAUCAAGAUCUUAUAACAGAUAUCGGAUCGUCGAGGGCUGUCGACAGUUCAGAAACGUUAGCUGAUGAGACUUCGGGUGAUGGUAAUCAGGAACUUCAUGAUACGCUUCUGAGUGAGUUAGGCAAACAAAUUUCCGAAGGUGCAGAUAAAGCAAAUAAUGGAAAUCCUGUUAAUGAGCUUGGUUUAGCAACAAAGGAUGAAGAUGUCAUCGAAUUAACUUCUGAAACAGAUGAUAUUGCUACAAGGGCAAAAUCAAUGCUACUUAAAAUAAAAAAUACAGAGAAACGUGGCAAUAAUGUGCAAAUCGAUCCAAUGAACAUGGAUGAAGAUUCUUUGCGAGCACAAUUGAAAGCAGCCAAUCAUCCUCAAAAAGUUUCCUUACCUCAGGGUAAGAAGAAAGACUCAGUGGAGGCAUCUUUAGCAAAAAGUAUAUUAGCGAAUUUAACGAAUCCCUCCGCUAGGGAGUUUCACUCGUGA
This is a messenger RNA of Schizosaccharomyces osmophilus, 4263 nucleotides long. RefSeq names its product formin For3 (gene for3). Gene Ontology annotation, biological process: barbed-end actin filament capping; actin filament bundle assembly; mitotic actomyosin contractile ring assembly. The coding region runs from base 1 to 4263 and encodes 1420 amino acids. NCBI's taxonomy places the organism in Eukaryota, Fungi, Ascomycota, Schizosaccharomycetes, Schizosaccharomycetales, Schizosaccharomycetaceae. Gene Ontology annotation, molecular function: small GTPase binding; actin binding. The record is from RefSeq and is a predicted model, not a curated record. Gene Ontology annotation, cellular component: mating projection tip; cell division site. The transcript has a single exon.